CGCUGACCCCAAAUACCGGCCGUGCCUUGUCCCCACCCCCGGCCCCAUAUGGGCUGUGCCCUGUCCCGGUUCCGACCCCAUAAAGGCCGUGCCUUGUCCCGGUUCCGUCCCUAUAUCGCCCAUGCUUUGUCCCGGUUCCAUCCCCAUAAAGGCCGUGCUUGGUCCCGGUCCCGGUCCCAAAUGGGCCAUGCCUUGUCCCGGUUCUGUCCCUAUAUCGCCCGUGCCUUGCCCCGGUUCCGUCCCCCCACAUGGGCUGUGCUUUGUCCCGGUUCGGUCCCCAUAUCGUCCGUGCCCUGUCCCGGUUCCGACCCCAUAAAGGCCGUGCCUUGUCCCGGUUCCGUCCCUAUAUCGGCCAUGCCUUGCCCCGGUUCCGACCCCAAAUGGGCCGUGCCCUGUCCCGGUUCCGACCCCAUAAGGGCCGUGCUUGGUCCCGGUCCCAAAUGGGCCAUGCCUUGUCCCGGUUCUGCCCCUAUAUCGCCCGUGCCUUGUCCCGGUUCCGUCACCCCACAUGGGCUGUGCUUUGUCCCGGUUCGGUUCCCAUAUCGGCUGUGCCUUGGUCCGGUUCCGUCCCCCCAUAAAAGCCGUGCUUGGUCCCGGUUCCGACCCCACAAAGGCCGUGCCUUGUCCCGGUUCUGUCCCCAAAUGGGCCGUGCUUUGUCCCGGUUCCGACCCCAUAAAGGCCGUGCCUUGUCCCGGUUCUGUCCCCAAAUGGGCCGUGCCUUGUCCCGGUUCCGACCCCAUAAAGGCCGUGCUUGGUCCCGGUUCGGUCCCCGGUCCCGGUUCCGUCCCCAUAUCAGCCGUGCCCCCCCCAUGUCUGUACCCCCCCUUUCGGGCCGUGCCUUGGCCCGGUUCGGUCCCCAUACGGGCCACGUCUUGUCCCGGUUCCGACCCCCCAUAUGGGCCGUGCCUUGGCCCGGUUCCGUCCCAUAUCAGCCGUGCCCCCCCCCCCAUAAUGACAAGGUCCCGGUCCCGGUUCCGGUUGGGGUUUAUUGGGGGGGUCCCGUCCGGGCUGUUCGCUCCCGAACCCAAUAAAGAUCCUGACGGUACCGAA
Messenger RNA from Coturnix japonica (Japanese quail), 1051 nucleotides. NCBI's taxonomy places the organism in Eukaryota, Metazoa, Chordata, Aves, Galliformes, Phasianidae. The record is from RefSeq and is a predicted model, not a curated record.